AUGAGGAGGCUAAACACCCUUACUGAGUCUCCUGACCUCCUUCACGUCAAACCCUCUUUUCCCACCCCUUCCAAGAGAUGCGCCACUGCCACUUCCACUGCCGCCACAUCCACCGCCGCCAAUAACAAGAGGGCCUUAAGGGACGCCGCCGCUGACUCCGCCGGUACUACCAAGAUGAGGUAUCGGGGCGUGCGCCGCCGUCCGUGGGGCCGUUACGCGGCGGAGAUAAGGGAUCCGCAGUCCAAAGAGAGAAGGUGGCUUGGAACGUUUGAUACGGCGGAGGAAGCCGCCUGUGCUUAUGACUGUGCCGCUAGAGCUAUGCGUGGGGUUAAAGCUAGAACCAACUUUGUGUACCCGCCGCCGCUCGCCGCCGCCGCCGCCGACUGCUUCAGCCACCCUCUUUACAGCAGCAACAAGUUCACUUCCCAUCACCAGAUUUCGCUCAAGGAUUUGCCCACAAAACAGUUCUUUCAGUCCACCUUUUCAAACCCUUACAAUCUUUCGAGGAAGAUGAACAAAUCGUUACACACUCUCCCGGUAACCGAUUUUCUCAACCCAUCAUCAACCACCGCCGCCGCCGCUCCAAGCAUCCAUCUCCCUUCCAUGCUCAACAACAACCUCAGCUCUCUAACUAGCAACGUCUUCUGCACCACCGUGAGCCUUCCAACGUUCCCGGAGCCGCCGCCUAAAAACCCCUGCACCCAAAUCGAAGAAACCGGGAUGGACUUCUUUCCGACCGAUCCCUCCGGUUCCGGCCUGCUAGAAGAAGUCCUAAACGGAUUCUUCCCAAAACCCAACCCCGCAAAAUCCGUUCCCUUGCCGGCGGUGGACUCUUUCGCCGUGAAAACAAGUGUCAACAACCAGUUCGGAGUUUUCCAAGGAGGAGUCGGGGUUCAAGCGCAGUUCGGGGAUUCCAUUACCGGUUUUGAGGAUUCACAGACGUCGUCGCUUCCGUUUCACAAUGAUUUCUCGGCCAACUUUCAGAUUUCGCCGGAAAUAAUGCUCGGAGAUAUGCUUCAUCAGUUCCCGGACCCUUUAAACGUGUUUACAACUAAUUAA
Messenger RNA from Ipomoea nil (Japanese morning glory), 1059 nucleotides. Its product is annotated as ethylene-responsive transcription factor ESR2-like. Gene Ontology annotation, molecular function: DNA binding; DNA-binding transcription factor activity. The transcript has a single exon. Bases 1 to 1059 code for a protein of 352 amino acids. The record is from RefSeq and is a predicted model, not a curated record. Gene Ontology annotation, biological process: regulation of DNA-templated transcription. NCBI's taxonomy places the organism in Eukaryota, Viridiplantae, Streptophyta, Magnoliopsida, Solanales, Convolvulaceae.